Molecule: messenger RNA, 1234 nt
Organism: Parastagonospora nodorum SN15
Lineage: Eukaryota; Fungi; Ascomycota; Dothideomycetes; Pleosporales; Phaeosphaeriaceae
Exons: 7
Coding region: 44-1234 (396 amino acids)
Biological process (GO): protein phosphorylation; signal transduction
Cellular component (GO): cytoplasm
Molecular function (GO): protein serine/threonine kinase activity; ATP binding; protein serine/threonine/tyrosine kinase activity
Source: RefSeq, a predicted model, not a curated record
GCAGUGACUGCCGGACCACCCCCUCGUUGCAGGCCCCCAAACAAUGAGCCAGAACCGGCCAUCGGCCUUCUCAUCACUCAGAAUGGGCGAAGUUAUCCGCGAAAAGGUCCAGGACGGCCAGACGGGAGAAUACAAGGAUUUGGCGUACACGCAAUGCAAGAUUGUGGGUAACGGCUCGUUCGGUGUCGUCUUCCAGACCAAGCUCUCACCUAGUGGAGAGGAUGCCGCCAUCAAGCGGGUGCUACAAGACAAGCGCUUCAAGAACCGUGAAUUGCAGAUCAUGCGCAUCGUCAGGCAUCCAAACAUUGUCGAGCUAAAGGCCUUCUUUUACAACAACGGCGAGCGGAAGGACGAAGUCUAUCUUAACCUCGUGCUUGAGUAUGUCCCUGAAACCGUCUACCGAGCAUCGCGCUACUUCAACAAGAUGAAGACUGUUAUGCCCAUCCUCGAAGUCAAGCUCUACAUCUACCAGCUUUUCCGUUCGCUCGCCUACAUCCAUUCACAGGGCAUCUGCCACAGAGAUAUUAAGCCCCAAAACCUCCUCCUGGACCCAUCGACUGGCGUCUUGAAGCUGUGCGAUUUUGGAAGCGCGAAAAUUCUGGUAGAGAACGAGCCAAACGUGUCGUACAUUUGCUCGCGAUACUACCGUGCGCCUGAGUUGAUCUUUGGGGCGACCAAUUACACCACCAAGAUUGAUGUGUGGUCAACUGGCUGUGUCAUGGCAGAACUCAUGCUCGGCCAGCCGUUGUUCCCUGGCGAGUCUGGGAUUGAUCAGCUCGUAGAAAUCAUCAAGGUUCUCGGAACGCCCACUCGCGACCAGAUCCGUACCAUGAACCCGAACUACAUGGAGCACAAGUUCCCCCAGAUCAAGCCCCAUCCGUUCAGUAAGGUAUUCAGGAAGGCCGACCCUAAUGCGAUCGAUCUGAUCUCGAAACUCCUGGAGUAUACACCAACUCAGAGGUUGUCAGCUAUCGACGCCAUGGUGCACCCCUUCUUUGACGAGUUGAGGGAUCCAAGCACCCGUCUGCCAGACUCGCGACACCCCAACGGAGCGACACGGGACAUGCCUGAACUCUACAACUUCACCCUCCAUGAACUUUCCAUUGCGACCCAUCUCAACCAGCAGCUGGUUCCACAACACAUCCGCCCUGCAUUGGCCUCCCGUGGUCUCGAUUUCGAAUCGCCGAACUUCAAGCCAUUAACGAAGGAUCAAAUGCUGGCAAGGCUGGAUUAA